AUGGCGCCUUCUCUGCGAACCCUCGCCCGGCCGCGGCCGCCAGGGAUGCUGCUGCUCCGCGCGCUCCUACUGCUCCUCGGCUCAGUUCCAGGAGUGUGGUGCUUUAGCGAACUGUUUUUUAUAAAAGAGCCACAGGAUGUAACUGUCACAAGAAAGGACCCAGUCUUGUUAGAUUGCCAGGCUCAUGGAGAAAUUCCUAUUAAGGUCACAUGGUUGAAAAAUGGAGCAAAAGUGUCUGAAAAUAAACGGAUCCAGGUUCUGUCUAACGACUCUUUAUACAUCAGUGAGGUGGAAGGCAAGCGAGGAGAGCAGUCUGAUGAAGGAUUUUAUCAGUGCUUGGCAAUGAACAAAUAUGGAGCCAUUCUUAGUCAAAAAGCUCAUCUUACCUUAUCAACUAUUUCUGCAUUUGAAGUUCAGCCAAUUUCUACUGAGGUACAAGAAGGUGGAAUUGCUAGAUUUGCAUGCAAGAUUUCAUCAAAUCCUCCUGCAAUUAUAACAUGGGAAGUAAAUCGAACAACUCUACCUGUAACUAUGGACAGGAUAACUGCCCUACCAACAGGAGUAUUGCAGAUCUAUGAUGUUGGCCAAAGGGAUGCUGGAAAUUAUCGCUGUGUUGCUGCUACUGUAGCUCACAGGCGUAAAAGUAUGGAGGCCUCCCUAACAGUGACUCCAGCUAAGGAAUCUAAAUCCUUCCACACACCAACCAUUAUAGCAGGUCCACAGAACAUAACAACAUCUCUUCAUCAGACUGUUGUUUUGGAAUGCAUGGCCACAGGAAAUCCCAAACCAAUCAUUUCUUGGAGCCGUCUUGAUCACAAGUCCAUUGAUGUCUUUAAUACUCGGGUACUUGGAAACGGUAAUCUCAUGAUAUCUGAUGUCAGGCUGCAACAUGCUGGAGUAUAUGUUUGUCGGGCCACUAUCCCAGGCACACGAAACUUUACAGUUGCCAUGGCAACUUUAACUGUAUUAGCUCCUCCUUUGUUUGUCGAAUGGCCAGAAAGUUUAACAAGGCCUCGAGCUGGCACUGCUCGAUUUGUAUGUCAGGCUGAAGGAAUCCCCUCACCCAAAAUGUCAUGGUUGAAAAAUGGAAGAAAGAUACAUUCAAAUGGUAGAAUUAAAAUGUACAACAGUAAGUUGGUAAUUAACCAGAUUAUUCCUGAAGAUGAUGCUAUUUAUCAGUGCAUGGCUGAGAACAGCCAAGGAUCAAUUUUAUCUAGAGCCAGACUCACCGUAGUAAUGUCAGAAGACCGACCCAGUGCUCCCUAUAAUGUGCACGCUGAAACCAUGUCAAGUUCAGCCAUCCUUUUAGCUUGGGAGAGGCCACUUUAUAAUUCAGACAAAGUUAUCGCUUAUUCCGUGCACUACAUGAAAGCAGAAGGUUUAAAUAAUGAAGAAUAUCAAGUAGUCAUCGGAAAUGACACAACUCAUUAUAUUAUUGAUGACUUAGAACCUGCCAGCAAUUAUACUUUCUACAUUGUGGCAUAUAUGCCAAUGGGAGCCAGCCAGAUGUCUGACCAUGUGACACAGAAUACUUUAGAGGAUGUUCCUCUGAGACCUCCUGAAAUUAGUUUGACAAGUCGCAGUCCCACUGAUAUCCUCAUCUCCUGGCUGCCAAUCCCAGCCAAAUAUCGGAGGGGCCAAGUGGUGCUCUAUCGUCUGUCCUUCCGCCUAAGCACUGAGAACUCCAUCCAAGUUCUGGAGCUCCCAGGAAACACACAUGAGUAUCUUUUGAAAGGCCUGAAAUCUGAUAGUGUCUACCUGGUGCGGAUUACUGCUGCCACCAGAGUGGGGCUGGGAGAGUCGUCAGUAUGGACUUCACAUAGGACACCCAAAGCUACAAGCGUACAAGCCCCUAAGUCUCCAGAGUUACAUUUGGAGCCUCUGAACUGUACCACCAUUUCUGUGAGAUGGCAGCAGGAUGCUGAGGACACAGCAGACAUCCAGGGCUAUAAGCUGUACUACAAAGAGGAAGGGCAGCAGGAGAAUGGACCCAUCCUCUUAGACACCGGUGACCUUCUCCACACGCUCAGUGGUUUAGACCCCAGAAGAAAAUACCAUGUGCGGCUGCUGGCUUACAAUAACAUAGAGGAUGGUUACCAGGCAGAUCAGACAGUCAGCACCCCAGGAUGCGUGUCUGUUCGUGAUCGCAUGGUUCCUCCUCCACCACCACCCCACCAUCUCUAUGCGAAGGCUAACACCUCAUCUUCCAUCUUCCUGCACUGGAGGAGGCCUGCAUUCACGACUGCACAAAUAAUUAACUACACCAUUCGCUGUAACCCUGUCGGUCUGCAGAAUGCUUCUUUGGUUCUGUAUAUUCAAACAUCAGAAACCCAUAUGUUGGUUCAAGGUCUAGAACCAAACACCAAAUAUGAAUUUGCUGUUCGAUUGCAUGUGGAUCAGCUUUCAAGUCCCUGGAGUCCAGUCGUCUACCAUUCUACACUUCCAGAAGCACCAGCAGGACCACCAGUUGGAGUAAAAGUGACACUGAUAGAAGAUGAUACUGCUCUGGUCUCUUGGAAACCCCCUGAUGGCCCAGAGACAGUUGUGACACGCUAUACUAUCUUAUACGCAUCAAGGAAGGCCUGGAUUGCAGGAGAGUGGCAGGUCCUACACCGAGAAGGGGCAAUCACCAUGGCUUUGUUGGAAAACCUGGUGGCAGGAAAUGUCUACAUUGUCAAGAUAUCUGCAUCCAAUGAAGUGGGGGAAGGACCCUUUUCGAAUUCUGUAGAGCUAGCAGUGCUUCCAAAGGAAAGUUCUGAAUCAAAUCAGAGGCCCAAGCGUUUAGAUUCUGCAGAUAGCAAAGUUUAUUCAGGAUAUUACCACCUGGACCAAAAAUCAAUGACUGGCAUCGCUGUAGGUGUUGGCAUAGCCUUGACCUGCAUCCUCAUCUGUGUUCUCAUCUUGAUAUACCGAAGUAAAGCCAGGAAAUCAUCUUCUUCCAAGACGGUGCAGAAUGGAACCCAACCAUUAUCUCGUACCAAUGCCUCCGUGGCCAGUGGACAUGAAGUAGGAAAGAACCUGGAAGAGGCUGUAGAAAGUGAAGACUCCUUAAUGCCAAUGAUGAUGCCCAACAGCUUCAUUGAUGCAAAGGGAGGAACUGACCUGAUAAUUAAUAGCUAUGGUCCUGUGAUUAAAAACAACUCCAAGAAAAAAUGGCAUUUUUUCCAAGAUUCUAAGAAGAUGAAAGUUGAGCAGCCUCAAAGAAGAUUUACUCAAUCGGUCUGCUUUUACCAGCCAGGCACGACUGUGCUAAUUAGUGAUGAAGACUCCCCCAGCUCCCCAGGUCAGACAGCCAGCUUCCCAAGACCCUUUGGUGUUGCAGCUGAUACUGAGCAUUCAGCCAAUAGUGAAGGCAGCCACGAGACCGGAGAUUCUGGAAGGUUCUCCCAUGAAUCCAAUGAUGAGAUACACCUGUCUUCAGUUAUAAGUACCACACCCCUGACCUCCAGUUCCUUCCCUGGCAGUGAUUCAGGUGGAGAUGGCUUGAAGAGGAAGUGUCAAGACCCUGCAGUGGCGUCAGAUGCUGAGCAAACUUCCUCUUCCAUUCUGCAGCUGCCAUCUGCAAUGCUAAGCUUUGAUAAAAAUGAUUUUCCAAUCUAG
Phyllostomus hastatus (greater spear-nosed bat) is the source of this 3600-nucleotide messenger RNA. RefSeq names its product protogenin (gene PRTG). The coding region runs from base 1 to 3600 and encodes 1199 amino acids. The transcript has 20 exons. The record is from RefSeq and is a predicted model, not a curated record. Gene Ontology annotation, molecular function: protein binding. Gene Ontology annotation, biological process: cell-cell adhesion; axon guidance. Gene Ontology annotation, cellular component: plasma membrane; axon. NCBI's taxonomy places the organism in Eukaryota, Metazoa, Chordata, Mammalia, Chiroptera, Phyllostomidae.